This is a messenger RNA of Phytophthora sojae, 369 nucleotides long. RefSeq lists its product as hypothetical. The coding region runs from base 1 to 369 and encodes 122 amino acids. The record is from RefSeq and is a predicted model, not a curated record. Lineage: Eukaryota; Oomycota; Peronosporomycetes; Peronosporales; Peronosporaceae. The transcript has 3 exons.
AUGGCGUCCUUCCUGCUCGGCGACGAGUACGCGUCUUCCUCCGAGGAGGAAUCUUCGCCCAGAGCUCGUCCAGUCACAAAGGAAUCGGCUCCAGUCGCAGCAGCUCCCAGCACGGAGCUGCUGCCAUCUGCAGACGAGUUGUUCGCCAGUGACACGAGCAGUCGGAAGAACGAGCAAACGUCAAGACCAGCCACUAAAGCAGUGAAGACUGAGACGGGAGAAGCCGCUCGCAAGCCCAAAAUCGCCCCAUUUGCUCCCCCGCAGCUCCGUUGCCCCAACAUUUCAACUGAAGACAGGAGCUCGUGGAAUACGGAUAAGACGCUGGCGCUGCAGAGGAAAGCGAAGGAGGCAGAAGCACGGGACAAGUGA